GUUCGCUGCAUUAAUGUGACUUUUGAUAAGCCGAUUAGUCGUCAGAUUAGACCCGCGAAUAUCUCGUGUGACGCGAACAAAGCAAUUUCGCACUUGUUUUCAUGGUUGAACCGAGCGCAUUUAGUGUCGUCUCCCCGGUGCAGUUGAUUCGGAAAAUUAUUACCUGAGUGUGAAUUGGGCUGCAUCGGCAUCAUAAUGUGCUCGAACUGCAGCGAAAAACAACGUAAAUGCUGGCUGUUUGGAGUCGGAGUUUUCCUUGCCUGUUGUGCAAUAAUCUUAGGGUUAAUAUGGCCUAACUUGGGUCAAAGUAUCGUCAAUUCGAAAUUAAAAUUCAAGAAUGGAUCAAUGCUGUUCAAUAGUUGGCUGGAAACACCAAUCCCAAUACACAUAAAAUUCCAUUUAUUCAACUGGACGAACCCCGAGAAAAUUAACAAUGCUAGUGUUAAGCCCCAUUUCGAAGAAUGUGGUCCAUACGUAUUUACCGAGAAACAUACCCGAGUAAACCUCACAUGGCACGACAACGGGACGAUAUCGUACAAUCAAAUACGUACCUGGCAUUUCGAUGAAUCUUUGUCAAAUGGAAGUUUAGAUGAUAUGAUCACAUUUCUUAAUCCAGUUACAGCGACGGUCGUCAAUAUGAUGAAAGACAAAUGGCCGAUCAUUAAAGAAAUAGUUAACAAAUUGUUAAUUAAAAAGGGGGGCACACUAACUGCUACCAAGAAAGUUAGGGAGGUUCUUUUCGAUGGAUACGAAGACCCCCUGUUGGCGUUUUUGAAGAAGUUAAACAUAUCCAACAUUCCCUUUAAUAAAUUUGGCUGGUUUUUCGGUCGAAACAAUUCCUACACCUAUGAUGGCCGCUUUACAAUGUUCACCGAUCAAUAUGACGCAACUUCUCUUGGGUACUUAACACAUUGGAACGGAAGAAACCUGACAGGAUAUUAUGAAGGCGAAUGUGGGAAAGUUUUCGGCUCUAGUGGUGAACUAUGGCCACGUCAAAUGAAGCCGAAUAGUCCGAAAUCUAUUUUCAUACCGGAUUUGUGCCGAACCAUUACCCUAAACAUCAAUGAAAAGUUCGAAAAGUAUGGCCUUGAAGGCUCACAGUAUACAGGAGACAAUCAUGUAUUUGACAAUGGUCAUAUUUACAAAGACACUCGAUGUUUUUGUCCAGAAAAAGAUUUCAAUAAGUGCCCACCCACUGGGGUUUUAGACAUAUCAAAGUGCAAAUUCGGUGCGCCUGCUGCAAUGUCCUAUCCGCAUUUUUACUUAGCUGAUCCAAGAUACGUGAAGGCAGUAAGUGGCUUAAGCCCUAACGAAUCCCUUCACAAAUUUACCGCCGCCUUAGAACCAAAGACGGGGAUACCGCUGGAUUUAGCAGCCCGGAUUCAAUUGAACAUGUUUCUUCGACAGGACAAAUACUUCGAUGUCUACAAAGAUGUCCAGAAUGUACUUUUGCCAGCAUUUUGGUUUGCCAUGACUGUGUCUAUAGAUGAAACUUUUGCCAGCCAAGUCAAGCUUGCCUUAUCGCUUCCAGGUUUAGGAUUCUACGUUGCCUGUGGACUAUUUACCGUAGCUGUGAUAAUUAUAGUAGUAGGCAUUGUGUUAAGUCUAACAAAGUCCUGGGUACGCAGUACCCAAGAAGAUGAGGAAGUGCUUACCGAUAACAUGAAUUAAAGAUUUUUUUAUUAUUUUUUUACCAUGUAAGCAAUAAAUAUAUAAGGAAGUUCGUUCCUGUUGCCUUCCUGUUUUGCCAGAAAAAAAAGUAUUAUCAUCACUUAAUUUUUAAGAAGGGCACUCUUAGUUUAUUUUUUCUAGAGGAGUCGGUAUGAUGAGUAUGAGACCCAUAUCUAGCUUUACCUCAAGGACGAUUGUCCAGUUUCGCAACCCAAAUUUUUCUAUUGAUAAUUCCGUAUUCAGUUAUAUCAAAUUUAUGAAAAUAAGUUGCAAAUUUCGCCCGACCAGUGUUAAACUUGUUUAUUGUUCCUUAUUGAUAAUUUUUUGUCUUUUUGUAAAAAACUUUUUGAUUCUGGUAAAUAAAAUGGCCAUCCAAGCCACAAACUUGUUGAAAA
Messenger RNA from Hermetia illucens (black soldier fly), 2066 nucleotides. RefSeq names its product protein croquemort-like. Lineage: Eukaryota; Metazoa; Arthropoda; Insecta; Diptera; Stratiomyidae. The coding region runs from base 196 to 1671 and encodes 491 amino acids. The transcript is spliced from 6 exons. Gene Ontology annotation, molecular function: scavenger receptor activity. Gene Ontology annotation, cellular component: cytoplasm; membrane. The record is from RefSeq and is a predicted model, not a curated record.